AUGCCUCGAGUGCAAUACCAUCAUCAUGAGAUGGAACAGUUCGCAACAUUCAGACCAACAUACCAUCAUCACUAUCCCCAGCCUCCAGCGGUGCUUCAGAGGUUGGGCUUCGAGUCCCAUCAUCUCCUCUCCACGGCGGUUCUUCAGCAGCAGAUCCAAUACCUUCGGUAUUCGGAACCCCUGGAACUCAACUCGUCUUAUCCAUUGGAUUUGUCAGUGAAAAGCCAAGCGCCGAUAACACCGCCGUGCACGCCGUCUCCGGGCCACAAGAGACCUGCCGCCUCUCCAACGACAACGCUAUUACCAGAACAACCGACGAAGAAACCGAAAACCCAAAACACUUCACAGAAAAAGGCGAAGGCUACACGGAAACUGAACUUCGACGAAGACAACAGCAGUCCAGUUUCCGGUACCAUCAUCAGAGAGCUUCGGCCGGAUGAAACACUUGUGGUCCGCAAAGGUGAUAUAGAUCCAGCUUUCAAUGUGGUCGAAGUCACCGAAGAGGCUAAGGCUGAGUUGGCGAAGAUCGAGAACCACAUCGGAGAUUACGUGUGCAGGCUGUGCAGGGAGCUUUACGAAGAUGCCUUCGGCUUGGCUCAGCACCGUUGUUCGAGGAUCGUGCACGUGGAGUACCGAUGUCCGGAAUGCGAUAAAGUCUUCAAUUGCCCGGCAAACCUGGCAUCGCAUCGGCGAUGGCACAAGCCCAGGCCCAACAAGGAACCGAAGAACGAAGAAGUAGCGGAGGGUGAAGGCGGUGAGCAGUUUCCUUGCGGCGAAUGCGGCAAGAAGUUCCGGAGGAUCGCGUACCUGAGGAAGCACCAGACUAUACAUCAGGUUGACUGACAGCGGCUUGUCCCUGUCAGGCCGAUACCUCGAAUGCCCCUAAGACUUUGGCGACCGCCACCUUUACCACCGCCGUCUUCAACGACAACAACACCACCGGAAAGGUACGUGCCAGACAUCAGCUGGUUAAGUAGAUUUUAAUUAACAUAUCCAACAAACUAGUCAAGCUUAUAAUAUUCUAGUCAAAUAUUUAGCUUUUUAAAUACGCAAACCAAAAAUAAUAUAUACCAAUAUAAGUAUAACAAAUUUA
This is a messenger RNA of Nicrophorus vespilloides, 1093 nucleotides long. Its product is annotated as insulinoma-associated protein 1a-like. Gene Ontology annotation, molecular function: RNA polymerase II cis-regulatory region sequence-specific DNA binding; DNA-binding transcription repressor activity, RNA polymerase II-specific. Bases 1 to 843 code for a protein of 280 amino acids. The transcript has a single exon. Gene Ontology annotation, cellular component: transcription repressor complex; nucleus. NCBI's taxonomy places the organism in Eukaryota, Metazoa, Arthropoda, Insecta, Coleoptera, Silphidae. Gene Ontology annotation, biological process: negative regulation of transcription by RNA polymerase II; regulation of cell cycle process; neuron differentiation. The record is from RefSeq and is a predicted model, not a curated record.